This is a messenger RNA of Bursaphelenchus xylophilus (pine wood nematode), 1054 nucleotides long. The record is from the annotation of a GenBank genome assembly. NCBI's taxonomy places the organism in Eukaryota, Metazoa, Nematoda, Chromadorea, Rhabditida, Aphelenchoididae.
AUGUCUUUGAAAGGUAAAGUCGCCCUUGUCACCGGAGCUUCCCGAGGAAUCGGAAAAGGAAUUGCCAUUGAACUUGGCGCCGCUGGAGCGACUGUUUAUGUAACUGGAAGGAAACCCGGGCAAUCUGUGAAACUGGAAACAUCAACAACUUUGUCCGAAGUUGCCGAUGAAAUCACUAAAAGGGGAGGCAAAGGAAUCGCUGUUUAUGUUGACCACUCUGAUCCGAAUGAUGUAAAGAAACUGUUUGAGAGAAUUGAGAAAGAACAGAAUGGACAGCUGGAUGUCUUGGUCAACAAUGCCUACUCUGCUGUUCAAUUUAAUCUUCGGAACUCUGGAAAGAAGUUCUAUGAAUACGAGGAGACUCCGGAAGAGGCUUGGGACAUUGUGAAUAAUGUUGGGCUCCGAAAUCACUUUGUUUGUGCAACUUAUGCCGCCAAACUGAUGGUGAAAAGAAAGAGUGGACUGAUUGUGACCAUCGGGUCUGGAGGAGGGAUCAGGUACAUCUUCAAUGUGCCGUAUGGCGUUGGCAAGGACGCGGUAGGCAAACUAUACAAAACAAUGUACUUUGAGGGAGAAAUGCUGGCUUAUUUUUGUAUGUAUUUCAGAAAGACAGACUGGCUGCCGAUCUGGCUCAUGAGCUGAAAGGAACCGGGGUUGUCUCAGUUUCCUUAUGGCCUGGUGCUGUAAAAACCGAGCAUAUUCAAGAGAAAGUCAUCGCUUCGGACAGGACUGAUGUAAGUAUCAGAUUUUAUGUUAAAAACUGCAUAAACUUCAGACUAUUUCCGAGGCUUUUCGCAACGGUGAGAGCCUCUACUUCACUGGCAAGACCUUGGCAAAACUAGUGACUGAUCCUGACCUGCCAAAGUACAACGGUCAGAUACUGUUGAGCUAUGAUCUGGCUGUUAAGUAUGGAGUCAAGGAUGUCGAUGGAAGUAAGCCGUUGAACGACAAAAUUGAUAUUAUUUUAGGAGUCGUUGAACCACCACAAAAAGAAGUCUAUCAACAUUUCACUGCAACAAUGAACAAGUUCAGAGCCGGAGAUCUUCAACAGUAA